GUGAUCACAAGUCUCUCUCGAGAGGUCUCCGAUCCCCCCACCAUCAGGCCUCCAGUGAGCCGCAAUCUGAGCCGCGAUCCGAACCACAGCAUGUUCGGACAACGGAGGAUCGCGAGGGCCCUCUUGCCCCGUUCGUGCAGCCGAUCCAGCAUCGCGCUGCUCGUUCAACGAAGCGGGCCAGCUUCUGCUUCGGCAACGCCGUUCUGGCGAGCAGCGUACUCAUCAGAUGCGGCCACCUCGAGUGCCGGUGUGACCACAAAUCCCAAGACCGUCGAGAUUAACGGCAAGAAAUAUACUACCGACUCCUGGUUCAAUGUCUCCUCUACCACCCUCUCCCUGACGUCGCGAAAGCUGCACCUGCAAAAGGACCACCCCGUGGCAAUCACGCGAAAGAUCAUCGAGUCGGUAUUUCCGGGGCCGACCUACAGGUACUACAAUGACUUUGAUCCGGUGGUGUCGACGUACGAGAACUUUGACUCGCUCGGCUUCCCUCCGGAUCACCCGGGCCGCGCCCGCACCGACACCUACUACAUCAACAAGGACACCCUCCUACGAACGCACACGAGCGCGCACGAGGCCGAGCUCUUCCGGACGACCGCGAGCGGCGGGUACCUGAUCAGCGCCGACGUUUACCGCCGCGACGAGGUCGACCGCAGCCACUACCCCGUCUUCCACCAGAUGGAGGGAGCCCGCGUCUGGGACAGGAACAAGGUGCCCAACGGGGACCUCGCCGCCGCCGUCCUGGCCGACCUCGAGCGGCUGCCCAAGCACGACAUGACGGUCGAGGACCCCAACCCGCCCUUCCACCCGGAGCGUAACCCCUUGCAGGCGGAGUACCACACCGAGGCCGAGGCCGCCGCCGUCGCGGCCCACCUGAAGCGCUCCCUCGAGCUCAUGGUGAACGAGAUCUUCUCGCGCGCCAGAGCCGCUGCCGCCGCCGCAGCAGCAGCAGAGGCAGCAGCAGGUAGGGGGGCCAAGAAGGGCAAGCCGGCGACCCCGCCGAGCGAUGGUUCCGGUUCCGCGGAUGAGCCGCUCCGCGUCCGCUGGGUGGAGGCCUACUUCCCCUUCACCUCGCCGUCGUGGGAGCUCGAGGUGUUCUACCAGGGCGACUGGCUCGAGGUGCUGGGGUGCGGCGUGAGCAAGCAGGAGCUGCACGUGCAGGCGGGGCGGCCGUCGCAGAUGGGGUGGGCGUUCGGCAUCGGGCUGGAGCGCAUCGCGAUGCUGCUCUUCAAGAUCCCGGACAUCCGGCUGUUCUGGUCGCGCGACGAGCGGUUCCUGUCGCAGUUCCGCGGCGUCGAGGACGACCUGACCCGGAUCCGCCCCUUCGUGCCCUUCAGCAAGCACCCGGCCUGCUACAAGGACGUCUCCUUCUGGCUCAAGGGCGCCUCGGCCGCGGGCGGCAACCUGGGCGGCGCCGUGGACUGGCACGAGAACGACCUGAUGGAGGUCGUCCGGGACGCCGCGGGCGACUGCGUCGAGGACGUGAGGCUCGUGGACGAGUUUACGCACCCCAAGACGGGGCGGAGGAGCUUGUGCUACCGGAUCAACUACCGCAGCCUGGAGAAGACGCUGACCAACCAGGAGACGAACGAGAUGCACAAUAGGGUGGUGAAGGGGUUGGUGGAGAGGCUAGGGGUCGAGAUCAGGUAGUCCGGCGAAAAGUGCGGGUGUCACGGCUUGGCUCAGAGUGUCACGGAUCCUUAGUCGGUCUAGCUUUGCCCCGUCCUUCUUCUCACCACCCAUACCCGCUUCGACCGCUUCUCAAAUCCGUGA
Molecule: messenger RNA, 1773 nt
Organism: Thermothelomyces thermophilus ATCC 42464
Lineage: Eukaryota; Fungi; Ascomycota; Sordariomycetes; Sordariales; Chaetomiaceae
Exons: 2
Coding region: 91-1650 (519 amino acids)
Biological process (GO): phenylalanyl-tRNA aminoacylation
Cellular component (GO): mitochondrion; cytoplasm
Molecular function (GO): phenylalanine-tRNA ligase activity; ATP binding; tRNA binding
Source: RefSeq, a predicted model, not a curated record